AAAGUUGGUCCAGUGUCACAAAGAAGUAAUAUUCCAUGACAAAGUAAGGGUAAAUAAUAGUAAUAAUCCUGAAUUAAUAAUAUUGAUAUUGAAAAAUGUAAAUGUAAAUUUUCUAGAUUUGAAAUGAUUGGAGAUCCAGACUCUUCUCUCAACUGAGACCUAUGCCUGGCCCGGCCCUGAGCUAAAGAUUCAUGAAGCAUAGGCUUUGGACGCCAAGGUUUAUAAGGGCAUUAUUCAUAUAUAUAUUUUUUUGGUAUAGUGGUUUGUAAAUUCUAAAAUACAUUUUAGGUGAUGUGUUCAAUACUCACGACGGGCAGUAAUUUUUAAAUUUGCUUCAGGCAUAGAAUGAUACCGGGCCGGCACUGCUUAGACCACUCGUGAAUGCUUCAGGAAAAUGGAUUUUGCAUAGUCCAAAUAAAAUAGAUUUGAGACCGAAUCACAAUGGUUUCGAACUUUCGAAGCAAAACAACAACACUAUGAUAUGGGCUAAAGUCUAUUUAUCUAAGUCAUGACGAUGAAGUCCACCGGGUCAGAUAUUGAUCUAAACGUGAACCCAAUUGAGAAAGAUUGUAGGACUACUAAUGGUGUUUUCGUGGUUAAACGAAAUAAUCAGGGGCAGGAAGAGAAAUCUCAAGUAUCGAGGCACUUCAUGAUAUCUUUUUAUCAUGUGGGUCCAAAUCCUGCCUUUUACUUUACAGGCCGGUCCUUUAUUUGUCUAAAUUCUUCCUACGUAUUUUCCCACUGCAUAUACUACGGAAGUUACGAAAAUACCCAUGCUUUGUUAUAAUACUCUUAUGAAAAAGCCUCUUUCAACCUAAGUGGCAAUACAGGUAAUAAAGAUACAAAGCAAGGGUGAAAAACAAAAUGGGGAAGUCGUAAUCCGUGUCCCGUCUUAUUAUUCGUCGGAGCUUUUUCCAUUUACCUUUUUUGCUUCUCUUUAUUUUAUUUGUUUAAUUUUAAUAUUAGUGGAGUAUUAUUUAUUUUUUAUAAUAUGUUUUUUUGUUUUUGUUUCUGUCUUCUUCUUCUCGUCCUUCUUCUUGACUUGUCUCCUCUCUCCGACUCCGACAGUAGUUUUGACCGUUGCUUUCUCCAACGUCUCUUCCCUACAGAAAAUCCUCACGCUUACUCCUCGAGCUUCUUUUGACUAUAUAACACAACCCUAUUAGGUUUGGUUUUUUUUUUUCUCUGGGGUUGUUCAUUACAUUUUUAACAUCUCACUCGAACAAGUCCAAGAUUUGCCACUUUUAUCUCAUGUGAGUUUCUGUCAGUUUUGAGUAAUUCCACAUUUUUAUUGGAAAUAAGCAAAAAUGGUGCAUUGGUUUUAGAUUUUCUUGAAGAGGGUUUAAAGAUUUGAAGACUGUGAAGAGCUUUUUGUCUUGUCUGUAUGAGAAACGAAAAAUAAUGUCUGUUUCUUCUCAUUUAAUGUGAGUUGAUAGUAAAUAGCUAAAAGUCCACUCUUCUUUGUUCUCAGUUGUUUCAUUACAAUGAGGUCUUGAUCUGUGGAUUUGAAGCUUGAGAUUAGAGAGAAAUGGGAUGUUCUCACUCCAAGUUAGACGACGAAGAAGCUGUUCAGAUCUGUAAAGACAGGAAACGUUUCAUCAAACAAGCGAUACAAGAUAGAACCAAGUUCGCUUCUGGUCACAUUGCUUAUAUCAACUCACUUAGACAAGUCUCUGACGCUCUCCAUGACUUUAUCCAGGGAGACAACAACUACAAGCCUCACGAGUUCGUUCCGGCUCACGACUCAUUUGAGGUGACUCCGGUUAAGAGAAUACCACCGAGCAGCAGCCGUAGAAGCACCAGCAGGAGCGGCUGUGAUGAGUUCAUCACCAUUUCGCCUUCUUCCAUGCCUCCGAAAAUGAUUCAAGAAAAGCCAAGAACGAAGGUGAGAGCGAGCUACUUGAUGUCUAACAGAAGCAGACCGGUUCGUGUCGAGCAGAGAUCUCCUGAAACGUUUCGCGUUGAGUCGUUUCCACCUCCGCCGAGUCACCAAUACGGAGAAGGAGAAGCUGAUGGUUUCUUUGGGAUGAAUAUGGAUAUGAAUGUAAACACUUCUGCAGCUUCUUCUUCUUCGUUUUGGAAUCCGUUGAGCUCUCCUGAACAAAGGCUAAGCACUCAUAACAUUCCACCUCCUUCGCCGCAGAACUCGCAGUGGGACUUCUUCUGGAAUCCCUUCUCUUCGUUGGAUUAUUAUGGUUAUAAUAAUGGUUAUGAUAGGGGAAGUGUUGAGACUCGUACUGGUACUGUGGAUGAUGAGAUUAGAGGAUUGAGACGUGUUCGUGAGGAAGAAGGGAUUCCAGACUUGGAGGAAGACGAUGAACCUCAGCCUCCGAGGUUUCAGAAUCAUAACUUGAAAGCAAACGAAGAUAGUAGAGGUAAUGUUGAUAAGAGUUGUUGCAAGGAGGAAGUUAAAGUUGAAGACGUUGAUGAUGAUGAUGAAGAUGAGGAUGAGGAUGAGGAUGAGGAUGAGGAUGGGGAGUUUACGGACAGUGGGUGUGAAAGCGAGGACGAGGGAGAUGAGAAAUGCGUUGGAACGCAAGAACAGCGAACAGUUGAGGUGCCUAAAGCAGAAACUAAAGAUAAUGUUGUUGGUGUUGGGAAUGUUGAAGAGGUGAAGAAUGUUGUUAACGUUGCAAAAAGAGAUACGCCAGGUUUCACGGCGUAUGUGAACCGGAGACCAACGAGCAUGGCAGAGGUAAUCAAAGACCUUGAAGAUCAGUUCACAGCCAUUUGCGACGCGGCUAAGGAAGUCUCUGGGCUAUUGGAAGCUAGCAGAGCUCAAUACGCACCAUCUCCUAAUGAUCACACAAUGAAGAAGCUGAAUCCUGUAGCUUUGUUCCGUUCGGGUUCAUCUAGAUCUUCCUCUUCAAGAUUCUUGCUCACUUCUUCUGGUGGUUCCGGGUCUGAAAGUAGAAGUGAUGUUUCAGAUGAAUCUUGCAUGGUUUCAGGUAGCCACCAAACAACACUGGACAAACUUUUCGCGUGGGAGAAGAAACUCUACGAUGAAGUUAAGUCUGGAGAACGUGUUCGAAGAGCAUACGAGAAGAAAUGUAUGCAGCUAAGGAAUCAAGACGUUAAAGGAGAUGAUCCUUUUGCAGUUGAUAAAACAAGAGCUACUAUUAGAGACCUUAACACACAGAUAAAAGUCUCUAUACACUCUAUAGAAUCCAUCUCCAAAAGGAUUGAGACUCUUCGCGACCAAGAACUGUUACCUCAGCUUCUGGAGCUUGUUCAUGGAUUAACAAGGAUGUGGCAAGUUAUGGCAGAGAGUCAUCAGAUUCAGAGAAGAACACUAGACGAAGCCAAAAUGUUACUUGCAGGGGCACCGGUUUCAAAGCGUCACAAGAAGAGACAGCCUCCAGUAAUGCCAGAGGCAAUCAACUCUCAAAGAUUAGCUCAAUCUGCUUUGAAUCUUGAAGCUCACCUUCGAAACUGGAGAGCCUGCUUCGAGUUCUGGAUCACGUCUCAAAGAUCCUACAUGGCAGCACUGUCUGGUUGGCUUCUCAGAUGUCUCAGAUGCGAUCCUGACCCUGAGAAAGUUAGAUUAUCCUCAUGUCCUCACCCUAUAUACCGAGUCUGCAUCCAGUGGUCCAAGUUGCUUAACAGCUUGGAGGAGAAGCCGGUUUUGGACAAACUGGAGUUCUUUGCCUCAGGGAUGGGUUCGGUAUAUGCAAGACAGGUUAGGGAAGACCCGAGUUGGAGCGGAAGCGGCGGGUCAAGGAGGUAUUCCGGGUCAGAGAGCUUGGACCUUGUGUUGGCUGAAGAUGUUGUGAUGACGCCUGAGAAACUUGCAGAGGUUGCUCUUAAAGUUCUCUGCCAUGGGAUGUCUGUUGCAGUGAGCUCACUAGCUGAGUUUGCUAUCUACUCGGCUGAUGAACACUCAAAGCUUGUUAACCAACCAGAGGACACGUCAGGGCAACGUCCGGAUGUAAAUUUAAAUUCCUAAUUGUUGUUUGGUGUUAGAGAGUUUAGAAAUUAGGUUAGGUUUUUGGCUAUCAUCAUUUGCUAUCAGAAGAUAGUUUUUAGAUGGAUGAGAUUUGUAUUAUUAGCAAGACAAAACAGAGUUAGUUCAGUUGAUUUUGAGGAUGAACAACAA
Brassica napus (rape) is the source of this 4096-nucleotide messenger RNA. Its product is annotated as protein ALTERED PHOSPHATE STARVATION RESPONSE 1-like. NCBI's taxonomy places the organism in Eukaryota, Viridiplantae, Streptophyta, Magnoliopsida, Brassicales, Brassicaceae. The coding region runs from base 1529 to 3946 and encodes 805 amino acids. The transcript has 4 exons. The record is from RefSeq and is a predicted model, not a curated record.